CACCGAUCGCGGCGGCAGCAGCAGCAGCAGCGAGAGGCAGAGGCGGCGGGGAGGACAGCACGGCCAAGGUUGCUCAGCGGUGCCUCCUCCACACUCCCCGCCGCAGCAGCACCGGCGACAGAUUAAAAAAAAAAUGGAUUUGGCCAACCAUGGACUUAUUCUACUGCAACAGUUAAACGCUCAGCGAGAGUUUGGUUUCCUGUGUGACUGCACGGUUGCAAUCGGCGAUGUAUACUUCAAGGCACACAAAUCAGUUCUUGCUUCAUUCUCCAAUUACUUUAAGAUGUUGUUUGUCCAUCAGACCAGUGAGUGUGUCCGUUUGAAACCAACUGACAUCCAGCCAGAUAUUUUCAGCUAUCUCUUACAUUUGAUGUACACUGGAAAGAUGGCACCUCAGCUUAUUGAUCCUGUUCGAUUAGAACAGGGGAUCAAGUUUCUACACGCUUACCCCCUGAUCCAGGAAGCCAGCCUCGCCAGCCAGGGUGCCUUUUCUCAUCCCGACCAGGUGUUCCCUCUGGCUUCGUCUUUAUAUGGCAUUCAGAUUGCAGAUCAUCAGUUGAGGCAAGCCACCAAGAUUGCUUCAGCGCCUGAAAAACUUGGGCGAGAGCCAAGGCCACAGCCCUCCAGAAUGAGCCAGGAGCAGGUGCCUGAGGCCUCGCAGAUGUCUCAGCUGACUUCAAAUCUGGCCCAGGUGAAUCGGACAAAUAUGACUCCCUCGGACCCACUGCAGACCUCACUGUCUCCAGAACUUGUUUCCACACCUGUGCCUCCCGCUCCUUCCGGGGAGGAGACCAAUCUAGAAGCCUCUUCCUCUGAUGAACAGCCUGCAUCCCUCACGAUAGCCCACGUCAAGCCGAGCAUCAUGAAGAGGAACGGAAGCUUCCCAAAGUACUAUGCCUGCCACCUGUGCGGCCGGCGCUUCACCCUCCGGAGCAGCUUGCGGGAGCACCUCCAGAUUCACACGGGAGUACCUUUCACAUCCAGCCAGCAGGGAGAGAGCCGCGUCCCCCUGUCUCUCUGCAGCAGUGCAGCCGACCUCGGCAAAGACACCAUGGAAGUGCCUGAAGCCGGGAUGGUAAGUGACAGCGAGCUGCAGCACAUCUCCGACUCGCCCAUCAUCGACGGGCAGCCCCAGUCGGAAACCCCGCCGCCCUCCGACAUCGCAGACAUCGACAACCUGGAGCAGGCCGACCAGGAGAGGGAGGUGAAGCGGCGCAAGUAUGAGUGCACCAUAUGUGGACGCAAAUUCAUCCAGAAGAGCCACUGGCGGGAGCACAUGUACAUACACACCGGGAAGCCUUUCAAGUGCAGCACCUGUGACAAGAGCUUUUGCAGGGCCAACCAGGCUGCCCGCCACGUGUGCCUGAACCAGAGCAUCGACACGUACACCGUGGUGGACAAGCAGACGCUGGAACUGUGCACGUUCGAGGAAGGUAGCCAGAUGGACAACAUGUUGGUACAGACCAGCAAACCCUACAAAUGCAACUUGUGCGACAAGACCUUCUCAACACCCAACGAGGUUGUUAAGCAUUCAUGCCAAAACCAGAACUCGGACGUCUUUGCCCUAGACGAAGGGCGGUCCAUUCUCCUGGGCAGUGGGGACUCAGAAGUAACGGAACCUGACCACCCAGUAUUAGCUUCCAUCAAAAAGGAACAGGAAACUGUGCUAUUAGACUGAAUGUGACUUAUCUUUUAAAAAACUGUCAUUUUUACAAAGACUAUCUUCCUUCCCUUCCCCCAGUUUAGAACUGUAGUUCUCCACCGGCAUGACACAAACAGGCCCCUGUUCCCUUCUCCCCAGUCUCCAGCCCCACUUCUGUAAAGGUGUUGUGCAUUACAAACCUGGAAUAUAUUUACUUUAAUUCAGGGGCGAUUGGAAAGAGAAUGGUCAGUAGUACUUACAAAGUAAAAUCGAUUUUUGAGAAGUUGUAGAUUAUUUAAAAGCAUACUUGGAACUAAUGAAGGGUAUAUAGUAAAACAAAACAACUAGAAUGCAAUUUGGUAAGCUAAAAUUAUGACUUUCCCUGGGUAAUGAGUCUUCCUUCUGAAACAAACUGUCAAAAAAUGCAGCAUGCUUCUUAGAGAUACAGCUGGGCUCAGUACUAUGCAAAACCUAGAAAGUAUGGGGAAACUUUAAACCCUAGAAAACGUCCUUAGUAUUUAUCUUCCAGGUGUCUUAUUUCAGAAUGCAUCCUUUGAGAUUAUGUCCAGUUGAGAAAAAUCAUUAGUUAAGAAAUCUAUUUUAACAAAACACAAAAGAGAAAAAGUAAUAAUGUGAUGGCAAUCUUAAUUUGGGGGCAAAACGUGACAAGCUGUGAGUUUGUGUGUUCGUAAGGGAAAAUGUGUGGAUACUUGCUAUAAACAGGUGAAUUAAUGCACAUGCCUUAUCUCAUUGCUGGCUUCCUUCCAAGUUGAACAACAACAAAAUGCUGUAUUUUAGUUUCUGAAAAGUUUCUUGUCUGUUUUAAAAAUCCGAUUUGAAAGUACUAUUCUAUAGAUUGUCUUUCUGAAUAGAAAAUGGCAUGCCAUUUUCUAGCAAUUGCCUGUGGUAAUUCAUUUUAGCACCAGCUGGCUGCUUUUAAAUCAGUGUGUACAUCGCAGGGGAAAGUGUAUGGGAAUGUGCGUCCUGCAGGGGGAGCUAUGAGCAGAAGAUGUUGUAACUUUAAUGACUAAAAAGUCAAUGCUAAUAGUUUACUGGCAACAUUCAUUGAAGCAUCAAAAGUGGCAAAGAGAAAUCAGGACAAAAAAUCCAACUGCUGUUUGGGAAAAAAAAAAAAAUACUUAAUAUUUUGAUGUUUAUUCUCGAAUUUUUUUUUAACAUCUGAAAUUUUCUCUGUUGAUAAAACCUAUCCAUUCAUCUUCCCUUAGGCCAGUAACAGAAUGGCCUCACAGAUAAAAUAGGAUCUAGAAAUAAGGACCGAAGGGGAAAGGGAAGGGGGGAGAAGGGUUAAUAGCUAUACUGUAUGUACAUGUUAAAAACUGAAUAUCCCGUCAUCCUAUUUCAUGUAUAGUUGAGUUCUCAGAUUUGUA
Messenger RNA from Cynocephalus volans (Philippine flying lemur), 3030 nucleotides. It is a transcript of the gene ZBTB2, whose product is annotated as zinc finger and BTB domain containing 2. Lineage: Eukaryota; Metazoa; Chordata; Mammalia; Dermoptera; Cynocephalidae. Bases 134 to 1678 code for a protein of 514 amino acids. Gene Ontology annotation, cellular component: nucleus. Gene Ontology annotation, biological process: regulation of transcription by RNA polymerase II. The transcript is spliced from 3 exons. The record is from RefSeq and is a predicted model, not a curated record. Gene Ontology annotation, molecular function: DNA-binding transcription factor activity, RNA polymerase II-specific; protein binding.